Molecule: messenger RNA, 798 nt
Organism: Colletotrichum orchidophilum
Lineage: Eukaryota; Fungi; Ascomycota; Sordariomycetes; Glomerellales; Glomerellaceae
Exons: 1
Coding region: 1-798 (265 amino acids)
Source: RefSeq, a predicted model, not a curated record
AUGGCCGUGACGGAGUUCGCCCUCCUUCAGUUCAAGGAACCCCUCACUGAAGAGCUCAAGGAGCUCAUGGACUACUGCCAGACCGUCCAGGACACCUGGGUCCUGCGCCAGAAGCCCGGCCUGCCGCCGACCCGGAUAGACCGCGGUACUGCCAUCCUCCAGCAGGUCGAGGACCCGAGCGUGAUCCUCCUGGCGGCGCAGUGGGACUCGCCGCAAGCACACGGGGAGUGGAUCGCGUCGCCCGAGAACCAGAACGUCAUGGCCAAGCUGACGCCGCAUAUUCACUUUGAGGGCCCACGGAGCGUGCUAUUUUUCCACGUCGACGCGCCCGUCUUUGCAAAGCCCACCUCGGCGCAGGCGGCACCGUCAGAGACUGCGGGAGGUGCCGCGGGAGCAGAGACUGAGUCCAAGGACAAGGAACCGGAAGCGCCGGCACCCGAGGAAGAGAGCAAAGCAGAGAGUAAGAAGAAGGCGCAAGACGAGCCGCCCUCCCUCCUGACGGCGCCGGUGCUCAGCGUUGGGCGAUUCGGGGUGCGAGCGGAGCGGAAGGAGGAGUUUGUCAAGAAAUAUGCCGAGGCCAAAUGGGUCGUCGAGGAGUCGUCGAAGCCGUUCCCCGUCCGCGGCGGCUGGAGAAUCGAAAAGGCCGCCGAGGACCUCGAGGAGUUUGUCAUGUACUGCGGCUGGGACACCGUGGAGCAGCACAAGGCAAUUGCACAGCAUGAGGGCUUCAAGGAGUGGGCUGGCAUUCAGGAGUUCGUGACGGGGACGGACAUUUGGCACUACCAGCGGAUCAUGUGA